UUGAUAAAAAUAUAAAUAAUCAUUAUCAAUGCGAAUUAAUCAAGCAACAAUGCUCGACAAUGCACCUUCAAAUGAUCUGAAUUGAUAAAUUUAUUAAUUUGUAAUCAUGUGGUGUUGACCUCCUGGGGCUCCCCAAUUCGUUGGACCGCUUCCGUCUCGUCCGCACUCUUCAUGUAAAGAAGGUUAAAAACGUGUUUCCUUCAAAUCCUGUCAAACUUUUUAGUUUGAACGACAACAAUAAAAAAUUAUUCCCGGAAAUCAGAACAAUGGUACUCGAUCUCGAUUUAUUUCGCGAGGAUAAGGGCUUUAAUCCCAAUAAAAUUCGGGAGAACCAGACGAAACGAUUCAAAGAUGUUGAACUCGUAGAGACUGUCAUCCAGAAGGAUAAAUUCUGGAGACAGCUGCGACACCGAGCCGACAAUUUAAAUAAACUAAAAAAUGUAUGCAGCAAGGAAAUUGGUGAAAAGAUGAAGAAGAAAGAGCCGGUGGGCGAAAGUUCAGAGGUACCUGAGGAAUUCAGUUCUAAUCUCGAUGGAAUCACUUCGGAUAACCUGAAAACCCUCACUGUCACGCAGAUCAAAGCCAUUCGGGGUUUGAUUGAUGAUGCAAUUGUUAGCAAUAAUGAUGAUUUAAUAAAGGUCGAGGGUGAGAGGAACUCGGCGUUGAGGGAAGUUGGAAAUCAUCUGGAUCCUAGUGUGCCGGUUAGCAAUGAUGAGGAUGAGAAUAAGGUGGAGCGAACCUUUGGUGACUGCACCGAAAGGAAAAAGUACUCUCAUGUGGACCUGAUCCACAUGAUCGACGGCAUGGACGCCGAACGAGGAGCAGCAGUGGCGGGGGCUCGAGGGUAUUUCCUGACGGGGCCUGCAGUGUUCCUGGAGCAUGCCCUGAUCCAGUACGCCCUGAGGAAAUUAUUCGAAAAAGGAUAUAAACCACUUUAUACUCCAUUCUUCAUGAAGAAAGACGCUAUGCAGGAGGUGGCCCAGCUUGCCCAGUUCGACGAGGAGCUGUACAAGGUGGUCGGUAAGGGAAGUGAAAAAGCCGACGAAAAAGAGUCCGAGGAGAAGUACUUAAUUGCGACUUCGGAGCAACCCAUCGCCGCGUAUCAUCGUAAUGAGUGGAUUCCUGAGGCUUCGUUGCCCAUCAGGUACGCUGGGCUCUCCACGUGUUUUAGACAAGAAGUUGGAUCCCAUGGGAGGGACACCAGAGGAAUUUUUCGAGUUCAUCAAUUCGAGAAGGUAGAACAAUUUUGUAUCACUUCCCCCCAUGACAAUGAAUCCUGGAAGAUGAUGGACGAGAUGAUAAAAAAUGCUGAGGAGUUCUACCAGGAUUUGAACAUUCCGUAUAGAAUUGUUAAUAUUGUGUCAGGUGCACUGAAUCACGCGGCAUCAAAAAAACUGGAUUUGGAAGCUUGGUUCCCAGGAUCUGCUGCUUUUCGCGAAUUGGUGUCGUGCAGUAACUGUCUGGAUUAUCAAGCUCGACGUCUUCUUGUCAGAUAUGGACAGACGAAAAAAAUGAAUGCCUCAGUGGAUUAUGUGCACAUGUUAAAUGCAACCAUGUGUGCAGUAACGCGUGUUAUCUGUGCGAUUCUUGAGGUUAAUCAAACAGAGACAGGAAUAACAGUACCGAAAGCAAUUUCGAUGUUCAUGCCACCGCAGUACCAGGAGGUGAUUCCGUUCGUCAAGCCAGCCCCGAUUGAGGAAGCAGAGAGUAAAAAGCAGAAAAAACAGAAGGAGAACAUGAAUAAAGUAUAAACAAUACUUUCACAUUCUCUGUCAAGCAUUUAUACAUAAUUUUAUUAAUGCAUUUUUGCAUCUAAUAAAGCUUCAAGACUCUGCUAACAGCAUCAUUGAA
Diachasmimorpha longicaudata is the source of this 1851-nucleotide messenger RNA. RefSeq names its product serine--tRNA ligase, cytoplasmic (gene SerRS). NCBI's taxonomy places the organism in Eukaryota, Metazoa, Arthropoda, Insecta, Hymenoptera, Braconidae. The transcript is spliced from 4 exons. Gene Ontology annotation, molecular function: ATP binding; tRNA binding; serine-tRNA ligase activity. The record is from RefSeq and is a predicted model, not a curated record. Bases 267 to 1751 code for a protein of 494 amino acids. Gene Ontology annotation, biological process: seryl-tRNA aminoacylation. Gene Ontology annotation, cellular component: cytosol.